Mugil cephalus (flathead mullet) is the source of this 5091-nucleotide messenger RNA. RefSeq names its product MAX dimerization protein 1 (gene mxd1). Lineage: Eukaryota; Metazoa; Chordata; Actinopteri; Mugiliformes; Mugilidae. Gene Ontology annotation, molecular function: DNA-binding transcription factor activity, RNA polymerase II-specific; protein dimerization activity; RNA polymerase II cis-regulatory region sequence-specific DNA binding. The record is from RefSeq and is a predicted model, not a curated record. Bases 830 to 1495 code for a protein of 221 amino acids. The transcript is spliced from 6 exons. Gene Ontology annotation, biological process: regulation of transcription by RNA polymerase II.
AGUUAGAUGCCGUCCAGAUCAACAAGCCACUAUUUUGGAAGCAGUUUGAGAAACAGUCACUGUUCCUCAGUUGAUGUCAGUCGUUAUCUGCGUUUCCAGCCAGACGUGUUACGCGUUAUCAGCGAUAAACCAGCACUAAACCAGCCAGGCAGCCACAUAGCCCCGAACCGAUAAGGUUGGGUGACAUCUUCGGUUGAACUUUAGGACAGCUAGCCUUUUUUUUUCCUUUUUUUUUUUUUUACAUUCACUUCACACCAGACAAGUGUGUGACAGCUAUAGAAGCGAGUCUUCUGCUUUUAUUUAAUUUCUUAAGGUUUAUGAUUUAGAAAUCAAGAACUUCCCAUCGUUUAUUCGACAACUUGUCAUUAGCGCUAACGCUAGCCAACUUCAUUUUUUUUUUCUCCUGAAAAACAACAGCACUCGGUUUAUUUUUAUACGUCAAGCUACCGUCCGUUGUGUUUUUGUCAACAAGCCACUUUUCCUCGAAGAACUACCUACAGAAUUGUCGAUAUUUAGCCAGGGAGCAAAGUGAGCUUAUCUUUUUAAGAAGAAGUGUUGGCGUCAGCUUUGACUAGCCAGCUAACAACAAGCCUUUCAUAAACCAUCAUUUCAACCAUCACUGAGGAAGAGGCUUGUGUUGUGCUGCAUUCACGACCUUUAACUUUUAAACAGCCCAACGCUGCAGGAGCGACUUUUGAACGUCACCUCUCGCAUUUUAACAUAAUACCUGGGUGCUAGAGAAAGGCAGAGAGAGCCAGACCCGAAGCAGGCUGUGUACAGUCACGGAAUCCCUCAUCGGAUUGUUAUAAUAUCAGUGUUAUUGUUGAAAAUGGCGGCGGUCGGAAUGGUGCAGAUGUUGAUCGAAGCAGCUGAGUACCUUGAUCGCAGGGAACGAGAAGCUGAACACGGUUAUGCCUCCAUGCCCCCCUUCAGCAGUCGAGAGAGGGAAAGCUUGAAAAGGAAAAGCAAAAGCAAGAAAAACACAAGUAGCAGGUCUACGCACAAUGAAAUGGAAAAGAACAGACGGGCGCAUCUACGGCUGUGUUUAGAGCGCUUGAAAUCCCUCGUUCCCUUGGGACCAGAUGCUAACAGGCACACCACCCUCAGCCUGCUGAUGAAGGCCAAAGAUCACAUCAAGAGGUUGGAGGAAAGCGAUAGGAAAGCUCAGCACACCUUGGAGCAGCUACAGCGGGAGCGGAGACACCUGAGGAGGCGUCUGGAGCAGCUGGGAGUAGAGAGGACCCGUAUGGACAGUACAGGCUCCACCAGGUCCUCCGACAAGUCUGACUCUGACCAGGAGGACCUGGAUGUGGACGUGGAGGGGACAGACUACCUGCUGGGUGACCUAGAGUGGAGCACCAGCAGUGUGAGUGACUCAGGGGAUGAGCGGGGCAGCCUGCGCAGCAGCUGUAGCGAUGAGGGCUACUCCAGCGCCAGCCUGCUGCGCCUGCAGGACACUCAGGAGAUGGUCAAGCAGCUGGGCUGCAGCCUAUAAACAGCACUGGUCGCUGAUCCAGCACCCAACUCCUCCCUUCAGCCAAUCCCGUCCCAAGAUUAUCUCACCACUCCUCGGUCCCGCUCAGAUUCCCCCCCCCCCUCUCCUCUCCCCCUUCCUUCUUAACCAGGACUGACCAAGUUUGAGGCCUCUCCCUGCAGCCAGGCCUCCGCAGACUGUGUGUCUGCACGAUGACUUCCAUACAGACUGUAACACCUCUGAGACACCCGCCCACAUCCAGCCCAUCAUCAGCGGUCAGUCUUUAGGGUGUCGCCUGCUCUGCUCCGCACCAAUCAAACGAGCGGGAUUUUAAAGACACUCCACCCCCCACCCCACCCCACCGCCCCGCCGUCUGUCAGAAAUCCAACUUUCAGCCAGAGAAUGUUACCACACAAUGUCCCACUGCCUCUUUUUCUAUGCCUCAAGAGCCAUGGGAAGCACUUAUGAGAUUUCACCCUCAAUUCACACACACACACACACACACACACACGCAUUAACACACACAUGUUCACACACCCCUCCAUUGGUCCCAGUCGUACAGUGAGACCCAAAGGUGUGACACUGACAUGAUGUGGGGCUCUUUUUCUGCCCCGCUCACUAGUCAACCAUCCGUGCAUGGUACUUUGCACUUAAAAUUGCUUUUGUAAACGAAACUGUCAUCUUUUUUCAAACACCGUCUCUUAAAAAACGUAAAGGCCCCCCGCUGCAGCUACGGCAGAAAUGUUACCAGAUGAAGUGAGUGUUUCGAAAUACACGUCGGUCAGCAGAAUUCGUGGACACUAAUCUAGACUGUGUGUGCGGUGUUAACCUGUCGGGUCCGACAGCAAUACGUCCCUUAGUACCCAGGCUUUGGCAGGCAACCUCACAAAAAAAACCCACCCUGUAAUUUUAUGUCCACACCUGCCAUUCAGAGGAAAAAAAAGGAACAAAAACAAACAAAAAAAAAAAAUAUUGUGCAGCAUGAGAUUGUGAAGGGUUCGGGGCUCACGGGAGGGUUUUGGGGGGGUGGGUUUGAUGUUUUCUGCCUCUCUCUGAUGACGGUGGCGUUUUUUAGGGGGUCCUUUUCUCACGUGUGUGUAUGUCACGUCCGAGCCUGGUGGCGACGGUGGCUGCUAGCGGGGUUCGGAAAAACAUUUAACGCCAGCCACCAGGCCCGAACGCUGGUAUGUUUUGGCAGGUGCUGGUACAUUCUUGUACACUACUCCUUCACUGCCCUGCUCACCAGGUAUUUACAGGAAGGGAAAAUCCUCUCUACUGAGAGCAGUCGCGAGACUGGAGCACAUUCCACUAUGUAGAGAGGACGGACGGGUGAGGGUUAUUAUUUUUGUUGGAUGUUCCGGCCGGUUAUCUAUGAAGGGGGUUUGAGAGAAGGUCGAGUCACCCUAGAAAAGAACGACCGGCUUUGGCUUUUUUUGUGGGAACACGUGGAGAAGAGCCUGAUUUUUUUUUUUUUUUCUUUUCUCCGUGUUCACAUAUGAAAAGCAAUAAAAGUGAAAUUUUUUCUCCUUUGCCUUCUUAGCUAUUUAUUGUUUCUGCAAAAGACAGUACUCCUUUUAAUGUAAAUAGUUUACAGAAAGAUCUCUAUGUCCGCAAAAUGUAUUUAUUAGAUAUACUAAAUAUAUAGAUGAGUCUAUGAAAUUAUAUUUAAUCAGUCAUAGCUUAUGUUCUCCUCGUGAAGUUUAUUGAGAGUUUCUAAUAUGUAGUUUGUUUGCACAGCCUAGUCAAUCCAUAGAGUAUUUAGACAUGUUUCUUGUGCCUCGAGGCUUUGGUGUCUGUUGAAUUUGGCACGGUGCUCCUAGGGAAUAAAACGUUUUCUUUGUGGUUGGUUCCAGUUUUUAGCUGUUUCAAGCCAUCUUGCCCUUUGAAUGGUCACAUAAUAAGACAAAAAAAUCAGAAUAACCUUUAAAAAAAAAAAAAUAGGAAGUUAAAAAGCAUAAAAGUGAGAGGGGCCGGUGGCCGGGUCGAGUUUGGCGACAGUUCCUCGUGCGUCGCCCGUUUCCAUCUGCGUGCCUGGGAACCUCAGACAAAAUGGCUGCUCAGCCUGGUGAGAUUUGAGGCCUUUCGCGUGGUCCAGCGUCGCGGCGGGCAGGGAGAGGACGGCAGGUUUCUGAAUGUACACGUCCUCGUCUCUGCAGCGUAGCAGCGCGGUGCCAAAGGAAGCUCCCUGCUCGUGCAUGCGCCACUUCCAGAUCUCCAAGUUUAAAGCAUGAAGAUGGUACACCCAAAAAAAAAAAGAAAAAAACUAAAGAAAACCCGAUUAAAAAAUAGAUUGUUUAGUCUCUUGAGUGUGGAAUGCUGCUUAUAUUUGUCAAGUUGAAUAAAAAAGAUGUCAGAGGAAGUGUGUAGCCAGGCUCAACAAGGGGGCAAUGUAUGGAAAAGUAGCGAGUGGGCAGGUGUGUGGUGUGUUCACCGAGAUGCCAUCUGUCGGUGCGUGCAUGUGUAUACGGUAUGUGUGUGUUUAUUUCGUCACUGUCUUCAGAGAGAAUUCUUUUGGGGUGGUAGAGGGUGGGUGGUUUAAAAACAAAUAUAUAUAUAUAUAUAUAUAUAUACACAUAUAUACAUACAAGGCUGUUUCUGUUCGGGUUUCCUUUUCAUCUGUUUACUAGUAAAAAGCAAAAAAAAACACACAAAAGCCCACUUGAUGAAGACUUCAUGUAUUAACCUGAGCAUUAAUGUCUGUCUAUGGGAGUCUCAUGUUUGCCCCCCCCCCCCCCCUCCCCCUUCAUCCGGGACCUGUUUUGUGUUCUGCCAGUCUACCUGAGUGUGUGUGUAUGUGCGAGUGCGCUCAUUUCCUGUACGGAUGCGUUUGCCGAUCAGCCAUGUGAGAGCGUGACUCCCUCCUCCACAUGCUGCGUUGGCAUUCAUGGUGCACGUCAGGUGUGUGUGUCUGUGUGUGUGUGUGUGUGUGUGUGUGUGUGUGUGUGUGGCGGGGCAACAUAGGAGCAGCUACACGCCAGUAUUGCUCCUCCGCUGCCAACCCAUCCCCGACCCCCCAUCCACCCCCACCCCCCCGAUACAAAGACCCUGGUGCUCUCAGCAUCUGCCUUAAGACGCAGGUGUGGAAUCUCUCAAAGAACAAGACUACAGUCAGACCAGUUGUUUAAGCUACAGCUCUCAGCAUCAGGGGCAACUCGCAUUCUUGUGGAUAUUUGGUUUUUGCACAUUUUGUCUCUGCAUACGAUGUGGCUAAGAAUGCCUUAAAACAAGACACAAAUGUACGACCUAGCAGAAGUGUAUAUGAUGUGUAUGAGUGUUAACGAUAUAGCGACAUGUAUCACAAAGGUCAUUCCUCUUCAUUGUGACGGUCUCAGGCAUGGUGCUUUCAUGCAUUACACACUAAACCCACACACGGCUCCAUGGACGUCGCCGUCGUCACCUGCCGCCUUUCUCCUCAGAAAGGGUCAAAAGUCUAUUUGCUGAAUAAGGUGGACGUUUUGUGCACUUACUUUUUAAGAAAUUGGAGAAUUUGGACACUUCUUCUGAAUAAAUCACUUCAAAUGUGGGGACGUAACCCUUUGACAAUGAGUUGUGGAGCAGCAAUUUAUAUUUGCCAGUGAUAUUAAAGAAAUAAAACAUUUGAAACCCUUGUUUACCUA